This is a messenger RNA of Prorocentrum cordatum, 1902 nucleotides long. The record is from the annotation of a GenBank genome assembly. Lineage: Eukaryota; Dinophyceae; Prorocentrales; Prorocentraceae.
AUGAGUGUAUCGAUGUGGUCAUGCACGUCAGAGUCCGACGAGGAGAUGGCACUGGUGAGUUCCUCGUCGGAUUCCGACGAGGAAAUGGCGCUAGCCAGGGAGAUGGAGAUGGUCAUAGUUAAGACGAUGGCUCGGACUCGACGGUUCAACCUGCAGGAGGCCCCGAGAGGGCCGAUCACCCCGUCCCUCGCACCCGAUCGGGCAGCAGCUUCCAAGGAGGCAUUCGGCAUCAGGCAGCUGGCGAACGCCAGCAGGGGGCUUGCGAAUAUGGAGUUGGACUGCAUCGUAAUUCGGAACCUCCGUUCCUCUGGGAAGGCUUUGAUCGGGUACUCUCGAAAGCGAAUCCCGCCGACGGGCACGGUCGCGGGCGCGCUGGCUGGUUCUCCGGCAGUCGGCCAGCGCCGGCACUGCCGGGCGUGGGGCUGCUGGAUCACGCGGCUGCACUGGUUGCUGGCGCUCCUCCUCCGGGCCGCGCUGGCUGGGAGGAAGCAGGCGGCCCCGACGGCGUCGGCGCUGAGGGGCGAGCGAGCCCGCCGCGCGCAGGAGCUUGCAGCUGCCGCGGCGCCGGUCCUGGGGCUCUCGCUGCUGGAGCGGCUGGCGGUGCGGCCCUCGACCGAGAAGCUCUACCGGGGGGCGCUGUCGGCCUUCGCGAGCUUCUGCGCAAGGCGCCGCCUGGACUGGACGGACCAUGCCAGCCUCGACUCGGUCCUCGUGCAGUACAUGGACAGCGAGUUCCUCCUCGGCGGCGGCGGGAACAUGGGGAACGUGCUCCUGGCGGCGGUCGCCCACUUUCUCGGCUCGCUCCACAAGCGAGCGGCGACGCAGCUGCCGAGGGCGCGCCGCGCGGCUGCAGCCUGGGCCCGGCGGGCGCCGGGCCGCGCGCGCCUCCCGCUGCCGCGGCGAGUCGUGUUUGCCAUCGCGGGCGUCCUCCUGCGCGACGGGCACUCCCGGCUCGCCAUCUGCAUCUUCGUCAUGUUUGCAUGCUACCUCAGGCCCGGGGAGGCGGCGAAGCUGCGCGGGCGCCACUUGAUAGCGCCUUCUGCCUCCGCGGGGACGCUCUACCAGUACUUCGGGCUGCUCCUGCACGAGAGCGGCAAGGGCCCAGGCAGGACGGGCGUGAACGACGAGAGCAUCCUCUUCGACCGCGAUGGCUGGCUCGCCCCCCUGCUGGCGGCCUUGAAGCUCAGCGCCCUGCCCGACCAGCCGUUGUGGGGGGAGGCGAUCGCGCAGCUGCCGAAGCUCUUCGAUAGCGCCUGCCGGGAGCUGUCGCUGGAACGCCUCCGACCACACUUAUACAGCUUGCGUCACGGCGGGGCCUCGGACGACAUGCUGUCGCAACGGAGGUCUCUGCCAGAGAUCCAGAGGCGCGGGCGAUGGCGGUCCGCGAAGAGUCUCAACCGCUACACCAAGGAGACAAAGCUGCUGGACGAGCUCGCCUGGAUCCCUCCGGCUGCCCUGGAGCUCGGGGCUUUCGUCGAGGACAAUUUGAUGGCGCUCGUCGAGGGCUCCCUCCCCGCGCUGCUGGCGACUGGCCGCGUGCCGGCCGGGGCCGCCGGCCUGCUCGGGCGCCGGCUGCGUCGUCGGCCCGUGCUGGAGCUGUUCUGCGGCGCCGGCACGAUAGCUCGUGCGAUGGUGGCGCUGGGCUUCGCCGCCUUCGGGCUCGACUGGAGCCGCAGCCCGCUGGAGGACCACGUUGCGGCGACAUUCCAGACCGUCGUCCUUGGCUGGAUCCAGUCCCGAGCGGUGGGCGCCGUUUGGCUCGGCACGCCGUGCGCGAGCUGGGCGAGGGCGCUCCGGCGGCCGCUGAGGUCCGCGCUCCACCCGCUCGGUCUUCCUGAUCUGAAUGCCCAUGAGCAGGCCGGGGUAGGCGCUGGCAACGCUACGUACCGCUUUACGCUCAGA